AUGGGACCAGCCUGCGCCGGGAAUCUGUCCAACAGAGACCCAUAUUUCCAGGAGGCAAGGAGAGAGGGGAAGAAGAAAAUGUAUCAUGAGGAUGCGGCUUCUUUCGAUCCCAAUUCUAUGGCUGAUGAUGGGUUUUUUCAGACUGCCCCGACCAUCGACUGCCCAGUCUUUCCAGCACCACAACCGCUCGUGCCCGCGAACACCACGGAAGAUGAGAAUAACAUCCAGCUCCCCAACUUCUCUGUCGAACAAUUCUCUAAUUCCCAGCACAGGAACCCUCCUCCUCCUGAUCAUCAUCAAGAAGGUGGUGGUGCUGCUGCUGCUGCGGCGGCCAUGGAAACUGAAGCACUAAUGCAGCAGCAGCUGCUGCAAUUUGAAAUGGAUGACCGCUGCUACAAACACAGCAACAAUACCAAUACCCACUUGAUGCAAGAGGCGGCGAUACAUGACUCGAAUCAUCUUCAUAGCCACCACCAUCAUCAUCAUGAGAAUGUGUCUUAUGAUCAUCCUAAUCAGCAGUGCAUGCGCAACAACUGGGACACUGGUGAUCAUGUCCACGAUCAGAUGCAAGAUUUUAGCGUCAAUGGUCACCAGGUCUUCAUGAACAAUUCAUCUUUACCUGCAGAUCAAACUACCCCUCUAUUCGCUCCGGCAGCUCCUGAACUUCUGAAUCUCUUCCACUUGCCCAGAUGCUCUGCCUCGGGCGCCUCAAGUUUGCUUCCCAACAUUGGUUCUUCAAGUAUCUCAUUCCCCACCGCAGCAAACCCCAACCACAACUCGGCGAGCAUGCAAGCUGCCUCUUCCUUAGGCCUUCUCGGAGAUCACCUCCCUAAUUCUGUAGACAUUAAUAUUACUGCUCCUCCCGCAUCUGGUACUGUUUUGUUCGAUCCCCUGUUUCACUUGAAUCUCUCUCCACAGCCUCCUCUUUUCCGAGAACUAUUUCAAUCUCUGCCCCGCGACUACAGCUUGCCGGCCUCAGGAGUCGGAGCUGGCUCCUUGUUCGGCAGUAGCGAUGGCUGCGCUGCUCAUGAGCAAGAGAUGCUCAGCGGUGGGCAUGUCUACCACAGCGGAGACCAUCACGGGGUGCACUUCAACAAUGGAGUUUUGGAGUUCACAAGGGACAUUGAUGUUGCCUAUAAAGCUAGGAGCAGGGGAUUAGCCGCGCGGAAGGGCACCAAACACUUCGCUACGGAGAGACAAAGGAGAGAACACCUGAACGGCAAGUACAAGGCCUUGAGGAGUCUGGUUCCCAACCCCACCAAGGCUGACAGAGCAUCUGUGGUGGGAGAUGCUAUUGAAUACAUCAAGGAGCUUCGGAGAACAGUGAAUGAGCUGAAAAUCCUAGUGGAGAAGAAGAGAUGUGGAAGAGAAAGGAGCAAGAGGCAAAAGACGACAACGGCGACGGAUCAAGCUGAUACUAUUAUCAACGCUACUGCUGCGGCGGUGGCUGGUGAAAUGGAUAUAGAGAGCUGCAGCAUCAACAAGCCUCCGGGCUUCGGCGGGGCUGGCGCCGACGCAGACCAAUCCUCCUACGCCAAUAAUGGGUCCCUGAGAAGCUCCUGGCUUCAACGGAAAUCCAAAGACACCGAAGUUGAUGUUCGGAUCGUGGAAGACGAAGUCAACAUCAAACUCGUUCAGCGCAAGAAAAUCAAUUGCUUGCUCUACGUGUCUAAAACCCUGGACGAACUGCACUUGGAUCUCCACCACGUCGCCGGCGGCCACAUUGGCGAUCACUACAGCUUCUUGUUCAAUACGAAGAUAUAUGAAGGUUCGUCUGUGUAUGCGAGUGCGAUUGCCAACAAACUCAUUGAGAGUGUGGACAGACAUUUCACAUCAUCGGCG
This is a messenger RNA of Malania oleifera, 1842 nucleotides long. Its product is annotated as transcription factor bHLH91-like. The transcript is spliced from 5 exons. The annotation marks the transcript as partial. Gene Ontology annotation, molecular function: protein dimerization activity. The record is from RefSeq and is a predicted model, not a curated record. Lineage: Eukaryota; Viridiplantae; Streptophyta; Magnoliopsida; Santalales; Ximeniaceae. Gene Ontology annotation, biological process: regulation of DNA-templated transcription; anther wall tapetum development.